Elephantulus edwardii (Cape elephant shrew) is the source of this 951-nucleotide messenger RNA. RefSeq names its product olfactory receptor 4S2-like. Bases 1 to 951 code for a protein of 316 amino acids. The record is from RefSeq and is a predicted model, not a curated record. Gene Ontology annotation, biological process: G protein-coupled receptor signaling pathway. The transcript has a single exon. Gene Ontology annotation, molecular function: olfactory receptor activity; G protein-coupled receptor activity. NCBI's taxonomy places the organism in Eukaryota, Metazoa, Chordata, Mammalia, Macroscelidea, Macroscelididae. Gene Ontology annotation, cellular component: membrane.
AUGGAAAAAAUAAACAAUGUAACUGUGUUCAUUUUCUGGGGUCUUUCUCAGAACCCAUUGGUAGCAAAAGUUUGUUUCAUGGUUUUCUCUUUCUUUUACACAAUUACUCUUCUGGGAAACCUCCUCAUUAUAAUGACAGUGUGUACUAGCAACCUUUUAAAAUGCCCUAUGUAUUUCUUUCUCAAUAAUUUAUCUUGUGUGGACAUUUGCUUCUCCUCAAUUACAGCUCCCAAGAUGAUUGUUGACCUACUAGCCAAAAAGAAAACUAUCUCCUACGUGGGCUGUAUGUUGCAACUCUUUGGGGUGCAUUUCUUUGGUUGUGUUGAGGUUUUCACCCUUGUCUUAAUGGCCUAUGAUCGCUAUGUGGCCAUUUGUAAACCCCUACACUAUAUGACUAUUAUGGACUGGGACAGACGUAAUAAAUUAUUAUUUGGGAUCUGGGUAGCCGGCUUCAUACACUCCAUUUUGCAGUUGACUUCGGUGAUCCAGCUACCCUUUUGUGGACCCAACGUGAUUGAUCACUACUUUUGUGAUGUUCACCCCCUGCUGAAACUAGCCUGCACAGACACAUAUAUUAUUGGCAUUGUUGAUACAUCGAACAGUGGGGUCAUUUCUUUGGGGAGCUUUGUGAUCUUGAUAAUAUCUUACACUGUCAUCCUGGUGUCCCUGAGAAAGCAGUCUGCAGAAGGCAGGCGCAAAGCUCUCUCCACCUGUGGCUCCCACAUUGCCGUGGUCAUCAUCUUCUUUGGUCCCUGUACUUUCAUGUACAUGCGCCCUGACACUACCUUUUCUGGGGAUAAGAUGGUAGCUUUAUUUUACACUAUUAUAGCUCCUAUGUUAAACCCUCUCAUAUACACACUGAGAAAUUCAGAAGUAAAGAACGCAAUUAAAAUAUUGUGCUGUAAGAAGAUUUUUAAAAGAGGUCAAUCACAAAUAGUAUCAUUAAAGUAA